Periophthalmus magnuspinnatus is the source of this 1334-nucleotide messenger RNA. RefSeq names its product hes-related family bHLH transcription factor with YRPW motif 2 (gene hey2). Gene Ontology annotation, molecular function: DNA-binding transcription factor activity, RNA polymerase II-specific; RNA polymerase II cis-regulatory region sequence-specific DNA binding; protein dimerization activity. The coding region runs from base 561 to 1334 and encodes 257 amino acids. Gene Ontology annotation, cellular component: nucleus. Gene Ontology annotation, biological process: anterior/posterior pattern specification; regulation of neurogenesis; regulation of transcription by RNA polymerase II. The transcript is spliced from 5 exons. NCBI's taxonomy places the organism in Eukaryota, Metazoa, Chordata, Actinopteri, Gobiiformes, Gobiidae. The record is from RefSeq and is a predicted model, not a curated record.
GGGCUGGUCCCUCUUCAGAUAAAUCCGCCUGUCUGGUCUGGUUCAUGCGGAGUGCGUGUGAGCGUGUGCACGAUCGGCUCCCAGGCUCCGUGGGAAAAGUGUCUGAAGCCGAGGACAAGCUCAGAGAGGCGGGGAAAGAGGGCAGCUGUUCUGGGGCAGCGGACCGGUGAUCAGGCCACACCGCAACCGAGCCACAGGCUGCUUUCACCGGCCAAUUUUCUAGUUCUACGCCGCUGAUAGAACUACGUUUUCUCAAGAUAGGGGAUACAAUUUUAAUUUGUGUGUCUGAUUUCGGAUUUUUGAAAUUCAUUUGGCUAUCCUUUUUCAUUUAAUAUUUGUUUACACUUUUGGGUAGCUUAAACUAAAUUUGGCUAAAAUCUAAUCUUCAUUUUUGUAAGAUUGGUUAAAUGUAUUAGGAAUGUAUGGUAAUAUCAUUAGAUAUGAAAGGGAAUAUGUAGGUUUAUUUUGAUUUUUUGUUUUACCUGGAAAAUUACCACCACCACCACACCUCCAGCCGUUUCCCGGGUAGAGGCCAGGAGCGUCCCCGCCAACCGCGCAUCAUGAAGCGGCCUUCUGAAGACAGCAGCUCCGGUGACACUGACUCGGAGGAAACCAUCGAUGUGGGCUGUGAAAAUAUGUAUUCAGGACAUAUAAAGGCAUCCUUCAUAAGAUACGCCUCCCCAACCACAACAACUCAAGUCAUAGCCCGGAAGAAGCGCAGAGGGAUCAUUGAGAAGAGGCGCAGAGACCGGAUCAACAACAGUCUGUCAGAGCUAAGGAGACUGGUGCCCUCUGCGUUUGAGAAACAGGGCUCUGCUAAACUGGAAAAAGCUGAGAUCCUUCAGAUGACUGUGGACCAUCUGAAGAUGCUUCAGGCCACAGGAGGAAAAGGCUACUUUGAUGCCCAGGCCCUGGCUCAGGACUUCCUGUCUCUGGGCUUCCGGGAGUGUGUGUCAGAGGUGUCCCGGUACCUGAGCUCUGUGGAGGGACUGGAUUGUAUGGACCCUCUGCGCUCCAGGCUGCUGUCCCACCUGACCUCCUGCGCCUGCCGCCUGCACCUGCCGCCCCAACAUCACUACCCCCCUUCACACGCCUACCUGCACCCCCACUGGCCCCCCACCACAACGCUCAGACCUGCGCUCUAUGGACUCAACACUCUCCCAGUACCGGUGGAGGGGGCGUGUGUGCCACUUUUCACACCCCAUUGCCUCACCUCCGUGCAGGCUAACAUCAGUCCGCCUGCCCCCUCCCCUGUGUCGUCCGCUGGUCUUCAGACGCCCCACAGCAGCAGUAAACCAUACCGACCCUGGGGGACUGAAGUGGGGGCUCUCUGA